Messenger RNA from Rubroshorea leprosula, 1123 nucleotides. Lineage: Eukaryota; Viridiplantae; Streptophyta; Magnoliopsida; Malvales; Dipterocarpaceae. The record is from the annotation of a GenBank genome assembly.
AAAGGAUAAAUAAAUGGAUAGAGUUUUGGGACAUCAAAAUCGGAUGUUGUGGUGGCGCGUCCGUUUGCCAUUCGAAGCUUCUUCGGAUAAUAUACUGCCAAGUGCCAAGAGUCACUCCUUCCACCUGCUGCCGGAGUUUUCUGAUUUUAGUAGCAGAGGAGAGCAGCUCUUUCUUGAACCUAUUGAUUGAUUACAAAUGGGGUUGCUCGAAUUGUCUAAAAAGGAGGUCUCUUUCAAGGAGUAAUGGUUGUGUUUGUACUGAUUAAAGCAUAUCAAGGCUUGUUCUUUAGAUUCAUAAUUUGGGGAAGGUAUCCCUUUUUUGGAGGUUUGCUGUGUAUGAUCAUGCAAAAGCAAAAUAUUGUUCACGGUAAGGUCUUUUUAAGUUUGAGAAAGAAUGUUCUUCUUCAUAGAGAACCCCAUUUUAGAAUCUCCUGUAUCAUGGGUAGUUUGCAGUGGAGAAACCGUGUAACUCAUGCUGAUAGUUGCAUUAUUAGAGCCAAAAUACUAUCUAUGAGAGUAGGUGACAUUUUGGAAAUUGGCCACAUUUCACGGCCACAAAGGUUCAAAGGUCUAGCUGAAGAGUGUCAAGGGGAAUUAUCUGAUGAAGAUGAUGAUCUUUGUCCAGUGGACUGUGUUAGAGAAUUUAAGACGGAUGAGGAGUUUUUAAGAAUACUUGAAAAGGCCGAGGAAACUAAUUCGUUGGUUGUGGUAGAUUUUUACCGAACUUCCUGUGGAAGCUGCAAGUACAUAGAACAGGGGUUCUCAAAAUUGUGCAAGGGUUCAGGUGAUCGAGAAGCUGCAGUGAUCUUCUUGAAACAUAAUGUAAUUGAUGAGUAUGAUGAACAAUCUGAAGUUGCUGAAAGACUUAGAAUCAGGGCAGUGCCCCUCUUCCACUUCUAUAAAAAUGGAGUUCUUCUGGAAGCAUUUGCAACGAGGGAGAAAGAGAGGAUCAUUGAAGCCAUUCUAAAAUAUACAUCUCCUACCACUCGAGAUGCCAUUGCAUAGGAAAAUCUGGUCAUGUCAAAAUUUCGCUCCAAAAUGUAAAAUAAGUUACUCAGACUCCUGAGAAUAUUAUUAUUAUUAUUAAUGGUUUGGAUUGCCAACAUAAACACUGAAAUGGUGG